Anneissia japonica is the source of this 3607-nucleotide messenger RNA. RefSeq lists its product as uncharacterized. NCBI's taxonomy places the organism in Eukaryota, Metazoa, Echinodermata, Crinoidea, Comatulida, Comatulidae. The record is from RefSeq and is a predicted model, not a curated record. Bases 1 to 2022 code for a protein of 673 amino acids. The transcript is spliced from 3 exons.
AUGUCCAUUCAAAUGGUUAUGUCAUAUAAUGUUAAAAUUUUUCCAGAAUCCACCACUACCGAAGUUGGAACUGAUUCAGUCGAAUUCACAUGCAGAAUACAGUUGACAGAACUAGAAGCAAUGAGUCCACAUUGGAUAAUAUGGUGGAAGGACAACACCAAAAUUGCAGACAAUGAUACUGUAUUGAUAAAUUCUUCCAAGUACAGUGUUCGUGGAUUAUCAUCUGCUUCAAACGUUGACUACAUACAGAUUUUACAAGUUAAUGGAAUUGAAGAAACUGAUCAUGGCAUACACACAUGUACUUUGGUUUUCACAAACAUCAGUAUUUCAUCAGGUUCUACACUUACAAUAAGGAACUUUAUUUCUCAACCUGUCUGUUCCAGUACUCUAACUGAAUCUGAAACUGGACAGCAACAGCUGACAUUAAUCUGUACAAGUUUACCAGGUGAUCCUCCAAUAGUACUUCACUGGAUUGAUAAUGAAGUUAAUAAAACUUCAAUAACACAACAGAAUCAAAAUGAACCAGUGACAUUAUCAUAUACAGUUUCCAUAGAAUCUUUAUCAAGCAAUCUGAGGUUUACAUGUAGAGCUAAAAAUACAGUAUCAACAGACACAAAGGAAUGUGUUAUUGUCAAUCUCCCUUCAAUGACAAUGACACCAACCACUAGUACUACAGUUUCUCAAAAGUUAUCAGUAUCACAGACAGUUGAUGAGAGAGCACCAACCAUUAGCAUUACAGUUUCCCCAAAGCUAUCAGUGUCAGAGACUAUUGAUGGGACAUCAACUGCAAUUCUAACUAAAACCACCAACAAAGCCAUAUCUCAUUCACCAAUUACACUGAAUGUUACCAGUACAUCACAUGCCACUAAACCAACAUCUAAAGAACAAAAUGAUAUAACAACAUCCAUUAAUGUAGAAGCAGAGACAUCAUUACCACAUACGUAUAGUACAUCUGAAAAGUUAAGUCCUUCUAGUAAUAACAACACUGUAAUAAUCACAAUAUUUGCAAUCCUAGCUGGAGUAAUCCUUAUGACAGUCUUCAUAGCAAUGUUACUGCUUUUAAGAACACAUAUUGAAAAAAAGAAAAAUGAAGAGACUCAUUUCAAGAUGUGCGCAAGAGAGAAUUCAGUACACUCCAGUAGUGAGAUUGAACAUCCAGAAGGAGAGACUGACAUGCAUAUAAAUGAAAACCAAGACCAUCGGCUUAUUACCAUUGAGUUUGGAGACGAUCAAUUAGGUUGUGCAAUGUAUAAAAAUUCAAUAUAUGAAACAAAUAUGGAUGAUCCUGAUCCGUUUUAUGCAGCAGUUGGCAAGGGAAAUGUUGAAGAAACUCAAGAAAAUGCUGUCACUGAUGAUCCUAAUAAAACCAAAGGUAUUUAUCCUUUAGAGGAUAAUCCAGAAUACAUGUCUAUUGAAGACACAGCAUUAAAAAAAGAAACAGCAUUGAAAAAAGCAACUGCACCACCAAUUAAAGCAGAAAAACCCACAAAAUUUAAGGUUAAAAAUUAUCCAGCACCUAAUGGAGACAUGUACGCACAAGUCGACAGGUCAUCAAUUUCAUCAUCUGAUAGACUGAGCACCAUUAUGAAUGAGGAAGACAGAGUGAAAAAUUAUCCGGCACCUAACGGAGAUAUGUACCCCCAAGUCGACAGGUCAAUAUCUGAUCGACUUAGCACACUUUUAAUUAACGAAGAGCAAGAGAGUGUAAGACGAAAGAAAUCAGAAGGAAAAAAUGAUAAACUAAGAGAUGAGAAAAAGGAAAAUAUUGGCGUUUCGAAGAAAUCCUCCAGAUUCAUUGACAAUGAUGACACUUAUACUACAAUAUCGGAGAUAGCUCAGAACGGUGAUGGCGAGGAGGAAACAGAUGAGUUCACGGCGGCCGAAAAUGAAGAAGAUAAUAAACAUGAAGAAGAUAAUGUAUCCAGAACGUCAGUUGGUUCUUCCGGAUCCAUUCACUAUGAAGUGGACAGUAAUGCUCUUUACACAAGAGUUUUGAAAUCCCAGAAAUCAACAACAGACUAGAGAAAUUAUACAGAAUAUUUGUUACAAUUUAUUUUAACCUAGGAAUAGCAUUUCCUUCCGAGGAAGCUUAUCCCUAAUCAAUACUCAUAAUACAGUUACUGAUUUUGUUCUGCUAGUCAUCAUAAUGAAGACACUUGGUUGUCAUUGACCAUGAGAAUGGUUGACAUAAAUAUAUACAGCCAUUGUGAGAGAUUUAAAAUUUAUUUCUUUUUUAUAAAUGAAUGAAUACCUAUCAUCCAAGGUCAAACCCUUAACAGAACCCUAGUAGGACCCAUAUUAAGGACCCACGUUACCAAAAAAGUGUCCCAUUAAAGGAAGUGGUGUCCCCACAAUAGAGGUUGGCCAUUGUGUUAGAGAUAUACUUCCCUUCGUUUAAUGGCCUGAAAAUUAGCAUCCUCUUAAUAAGGGUGUCCCAAAGGAAGGGUUUUACUGUAUUUUAAAUACUAUUUUUUUUUUUAAUGAAUAUAAUAUAUUUAAGAAUAUAGACUCUUUAUUGACUGAUUUACUUGUUUUUUGUUUUUUUUUCUACAUUAAACACAUUUAACUUGUAUUACCACCUGUGAUUAUUACUUUACAUGGUACUUUAAUAUUAUUUAAUAUAUUAUUAAGAUAUUGCAUUGUACAUAGUUAAUAUAUUGUCCAGGAUUAAGAUUAAUUUUUAUAUAUAAAUUACUAUGAAAUAACCCAGUUUAUAAUGGUAACUUUUAAUUGAAUUUAGUCAUUGUCAAACUAUUGAGGGUAAUGCUGAAAUAAUAGUAAUAAUAAUAAUAAUAAAAAUAACAAUAACAAUAAUAAUAAUAAAUGCAAUCUUAUAUAGCGUAUCUAUGCGCUGCAUCAAUUAUAACCCCAGUCAUCGGAAUUAAUGCAUGUGGAACAAACUAUAUCAUCACUGCAUGCACCAACCAGCUAACCAUGUCAAUAGACAUCACAUCUAUGUUCAGCUUUCAUUAUUUAAUUUAUAAUAUACUCAAUAAAAACUGAGUUUUUGAUCUUGCCACUUUUUGCUUAACAUUCAAACCUUUGAUCUUGACUCUGCAUUUUAUCGUUAUAUAAUAUACUCAUUACUGUAAAUAUAUACUGUAUCUAUGCAGGUUGUUUUGUAGUUUGUUUUCAUAUAAAUUGAAAGCAGAGUAAGCUUUACAAAUGAAGUGUACAUUCCAUUAUGUACGGUAACUAAUAUUUUAUGUUUUCUGUUUAAAUAAUGCUAUUCUUAAAUUUCUCAAAUAUUUACUGUUCAUAUAUAUUUUGCUUCUAACUAUAAUUAUGAUAUACUGUAAAGUAAUAAAAGAUAAAAAUGAAUUAACAUUGUUAAUGAUAUUUCAACUUCAGCUUAUAACUAUAAGAUAGUUGUAAGUAAUAAAAUAACUUAUAUUGUAAUUUAUAUUACCUUUUGAAUGAUUAAUAAUAAUUACUGUAUAUAAAAAAAAAAAACAAUUACUAAUCCGGACUGGCACAAGUGCUGAUUGUGCUGUGAGACAUAUUUUCAUUAAAAUAGUAGUUCACUAUUCACUCAGAGAAAACCAAUGCUUUGGGCUUUGCAUUGAGGAUUAUAUUUAGAAUAAGUUGAAAUAAAGAUGCAAGUUAA